CUUUUCCUGUGUCCCUGAUAACUACUUACUUAGAUUGCUUCAACACCGCAUCAUAGGUGAACUUUGAGGGGGAGCUGCUGCGGGGAGAUACACCCGCUAGAGCCAUGCACCCCUCAUCAUGGAGAUUGGAGACGACGGGAGGCGGCGUCAGAGGCGAAGGAUGCAUAUUGCAUAACUUCUCUGCAAAGGGGGGGAAUCCCGCAAGGAACACUGGGAUAUUAAACAGAACCGGCCCCAACAGCAGGUACUAUCGCGUAUUAUGAGAGGCCAUUCGCAGACCCAACAGUGCGGAACACUGGUACGUACUAGUAUUUAAUAUUUAUCCUCAGACCUCAGUAUAAGUCAAAACGCAAGAUUGGUCCUUAGGAUCCACGGACCACGGGCAACAUGACGGCUAGCGCAGAGGCAGCGACACGGCUCCCCGAGACGUCCCUCUGGGCCAACCGGAAAUGCCUGCUCCUGUGCGCCGUCGUGGCCGUCGCCAACAUGCAGUACGGCCUGGACUCGGCCUGUCUGGCCAGCCUGCAAGCCAUGCCCGGCUUUCUGCGGGUGUUUGGCUACCCGGACCCGAGUCUCGAGGGCGGCUACGGGAUAGAUAGAACCUUCCAACAACUAAUCGGCUCGCUCCUCACGCUCGGCGCCUUCCUGUCGUCCAUCUUCGCCGGCGCCUUCGCCCACUUUUUCGGCCGCAAGCCGGCGCUGUGGCUGGCCUGCCUGCUGACGGCGGCCGGCGCGGCCAUCCAGAUCGGCACGACCGACGCGGCCGUCGUGUACGUGGGCCGCCUGGUGCUGGGCGUCGGCAACGGCUUCCUCGUCACCUUCUCCAACAUCUACUGCGCCGAGGCCGCGCCCGCCCACCUGCGCGCCGUCCUGGUCGCCCUCUUCUCCGAGUGGGUCAACGUCGGCAGCAUCGUCGGCGCCGCCGUCACCAACGCCACCAGCAAGAUGCUCGAGAAGGGAUCGUACCAGAUCCCGCUGGGCAUCCAGUUUGUUGUCCCCGCUGCGCUGGCCGUGGGUCUGUUCUUCGUGCCCGAGUCGCCCAGGUAUCUGGUCAACAAGGGGAAGCUGCAGGAAGGGAGGCGCGCGCUCGAGGUGUUGCGCGAUGGGUCGCUGAGCGAGGAGCAGUUUGAGUUGGAGUGGGUCGAGAUGGUCAGGGGCAUUGAGGAGGAGCAGAAGCUGGCUGGCUCGGUCGGCGCGUUGGAUAUGUUCAGGGGGAGCAACUUGCGGCGGACCUUGCUCUGCUUCGGGGUCAUUGCAACCCAAACCGGGAGCGGCUCGUGGUUCCUCAUCAGCUACGCGACCUACUUCAUGGUCGUGUCGGGACUGACCGUCGACGAAUCCUUCAAGUACUCGGUCAUGAACAGCUGCCUUGGACUCGUCGGCGUCAACCUGGGCAUCUACCUGAUGCGCCACGUCGUGGGCCGGCGUAACAUCAUGAUGAUCGGGUCGCUGACACAGGGGCUGUGCCUGCUCAUCGUCGCCAUCACCGCUACCACCUCGGCCGGCACGCUGGCCGCAAGGAACUGCCUGAUUGCCUUUACUGCGUUGUACAUGUUCUCCUACAACGCCUUUGUGGGAGCUGCCAGCUACCCCGUGGCCACCGAGGUGGUGAGCACGCGGCUGCGGUCCUGGACCGUUGGCUCGGCCAUCAGUCUGGGCUACUUCCUAGCAUGGCUGACGGGCUUCUGCUCGCCGUACUUCAUCAACCCCGAGAACCUGAACUGGGGGGCAAAGUAUGGCUAUAUCUGGGCCGCAUCCAACUUCUGCUGCGGCGUCUUCUUCUUCUUCUUCCUGCCAGAGCUGAAGGGGCGCACGCUGGAGGAGAUUGAUGAGCUGUUCGAGAGGAGGAUCCCGGCCUGGAAGUUCAAGACCACGCGGACCAACAUCAUGGACGAGGCAUUGAAGGAGGUCCGGAACCGGGAAACGGCUCUGACUGACGCGAAGGCACCGGUGGAACUGGUCGAAACCGCGUAAGGGGGGUUAGAGUGCGGGUUGGCUUGUCAGGGUCUAUCCGUGACGGCACUACCCACGCCGGAUGGACGAGCUCAAGGACCAUAUGGUUGGGGGGGCAAGUCUCCGCAGAGGUCGGUAAUA
Chaetomium strumarium is the source of this 2094-nucleotide messenger RNA. RefSeq names its product general substrate transporter. Bases 388 to 1974 code for a protein of 528 amino acids. The record is from RefSeq and is a predicted model, not a curated record. Gene Ontology annotation, biological process: carbohydrate transport; transmembrane transport. Gene Ontology annotation, cellular component: membrane. The transcript has 5 exons. Lineage: Eukaryota; Fungi; Ascomycota; Sordariomycetes; Sordariales; Chaetomiaceae. Gene Ontology annotation, molecular function: carbohydrate:proton symporter activity.